ACCUCCACCUGGAACAGGAAGAGAGAGAAGCUAAUUGGCUUAGCUUCUUUCUUCCUCCAUUUCUGUUUCCUUCCUUCUUGUUCUUCCUUCUUUUCUUGGUAACUGAAAAAGAAAAGAAAAAACACAGCUGUGUUGGAGACUUCGGUGCCGGGUGGUGGUGGCAGUGUUGGUGGUGCAUGCCAACUUCUUGGCAUCAUCACAGACUGUUUGUUUUCUUCCUUUGCUUGUUUUUUGCUUUUCCUAAAUGGCUCUCGUCCCUUCUGAUGAUGCCUUAUCAGUCAUAAAUGCUACCGUUGUAGCCAUUGACAAAGACAAGAACAGCCAGCAUGCUGUACGCUGGGCUAUUGAUCAUCUUAUAAUCAACAACCCAGUUAUUAUUCUUGUUCAUGUUAGACACAAGAACCAUCAAUAUAAUGCUGCCAAUGGGAAUGAUUCCGAACCGGACGAGGUGCAACAGCUUUUCAUUCCCUUCCGAGGAUAUUGUGCUCGUAAAGGGGUUCAGUUGAAGGAGGUCAUACUUGAUGAGUCAGAUGUUGCAAGAGCACUCCUGGAUUAUAUCAGCAAAAACUAUAUUGCAAGUAUUGCUGUUGGUGCUUCAACAAGAAAUGCUCUUACCAGGAAAUUCAAAACUCAAGAUGUUCCCACUAGCUUAAUUAAAUCUGCACCAGAUUUUUGUUCUGUUUAUGUUAUUUCAAAGGGAAAGAUCAUGUCUGUUAAAACAGCACAAAGGCCUGCUGCUAAUCCUCCCAUUCCACCGAAGGUACCAUCUCCACAAGCACUUCCAGCUCCACACCCUCACGAUCACUCUGAACAUGAGGAUGGAUUUAGAGGACAGUAUGCGAAAGGAUAUUAUAGAAAUCCAGGAUCAGAGAAACUUCAUUUGGAGAAGAGCAACGAUUCGUUCAGAGGGCCAUUUAGAGAGAGAAGCAGAACUCCAUCCAAUCUUUCUAUGGACAGCAUUGACAUUUCAUUCCCAGGGAUGCCAAGAAUCUCAACUAGCCGCGAUUCUACGUAUGAAGAUACUGAUUUUUCAAUACCAGGGUCCUUAGACUUUGCAGCCCAAAUUUCAGAAUAUUCCCCAGCGUCUCCCAGGGAGGGUAUUUCACAAAAUGCACGGGACUUAGAAGCUGAGAUGAGAAGACUGAAGCUUGAACUUAAGCAGACCAUAGACAUGUACAGUACAGCUUGCAGAGAAGCACUCUCAGCCAAAAAGAAGGCUAGUGAGCUUCAUCAAUGGAAAAUGGAGGAGGCCCGGAGGUUCGAGGAAGCUAGGCUUGCAGAAGAGGCAGCUCUUGCCAUAGCAGAGAUGGAAAAGGCCAAGUGCAAGGCUGCUAUGGAAGCAGCAGAUAAAGCACAGAGGCUAGCGGAGAUGGAAGCACAAAGAAGAAAAUAUGCAGAGAUGAAAGCCAAAAGAGAAUCGGCAGAGAAGAAUCGUGCCCUGAAUGCUCUAGCACAUAAUGAUGUGCGGUACAGAAAAUACACUAUUGAAGAGAUCGAAGCAGCCACAGAAAAAUUCUCACAAUCAAAUAAAAUUGGUGAAGGAGGAUACGGACCUGUGUACAAAGGCACACUUGAUCACACACCCGUUGCCAUCAAGGUUCUAAGACCAGAUGCUGCUCAAGGGAAGAAGCAAUUCCAACAGGAGGUUGAGGUUUUGAGCUGCAUCAGACAUCCAAACAUGGUCCUUCUUCUUGGAGCCUGCCCUGAGUACGGAUGCUUGGUAUAUGAAUACAUGGAAAAUGGCAGCUUGGAAGAUAGGCUGCUUCGAAGAGACAACACCCAUCCAAUUUCAUGGAGGAGAAGAUUUAAGAUAGCUUCUGAGAUUGCAACUGCCCUUCUAUUCCUCCACCAAGCAAAGCCAGAGCCCCUUGUCCAUCGGGACCUUAAACCAGCUAACAUCCUCUUAGACCGUAAUUUUGUGAGCAAGAUUAGUGAUGUUGGCCUGGCACGCUUAGUCCCACCAUCAGUAGCUGAUAGUGUCACUCAAUAUCACAUUACAUCAGCUGCAGGUACAUUUUGUUACAUAGAUCCUGAGUAUCAACAAACAGGAAUGUUAACUACAAGAUCAGAUAUAUACUCGUUGGGAAUAAUGUUGCUUCAAAUUAUCACCGCCAAAUCUCCAAUGGGUCUUGCACAUCAGGUGGGGAAGGCCAUUGAAAGAGGAACAUUUGAAGAGAUGCUUGACCCCUCUGUGACAGACUGGCCUGUUGAAGAGACGUUAAACUUUGCUAAAAUGGCACUCAAGUGUGCUGAACUAAGAAAGAAGGACAGGCCAAAUCUUGCCACGGUUAUAGUGCCAGAGCUUAACCGAUUGAAAGAACUUGGAAGGCAUCACGCUGAUCAACAUGGUGAUCCUCGACACAGCAGUAGGAGUCGUAGUCGUAGCCCUCUGGCACAUUCUUCUCCAACUGCUUUACACCCAAGGAUCCCACAACCCACUCAGGAAAUGGCACAUAAGGCAGCUGAUGUGGGUAAUUCAACACAUCUGAGAGAAGAUGAAAUUGAAAGAAGUUAAGGAUCAAUUUACCUACGUGCAGAAUCAAUACUAGAAAGCUGCUUGCUGAUAAACAGAAGGAUGGAA
Molecule: messenger RNA, 2581 nt
Organism: Hevea brasiliensis (rubber tree)
Lineage: Eukaryota; Viridiplantae; Streptophyta; Magnoliopsida; Malpighiales; Euphorbiaceae
Product: U-box domain-containing protein 52
Exons: 9
Coding region: 245-2515 (756 amino acids)
Biological process (GO): protein phosphorylation
Molecular function (GO): ATP binding; protein kinase activity
Source: RefSeq, a predicted model, not a curated record